AGGGCCCGGCCGGCCGAGGGGACCAUGGUGCCCCUCCCGGUUGGUUACGCGCGGCAGCCGGCGUACUCGGGCGACAAGCACGAGUACGUGCUGGUGUUUGAUCCGAAGCUCAGGUUCAACGAGUACCCCGUUGAGCCAGCCGGAUUCAGAGAAGCAGUGGAGGAGUGUUACGCCAAGUUCACCGAGCUGGGGCUGCUCGUCCAGGAGGUCCUGAACGAGUGCAUGGGCCUGCCGCCGGGGUUCCUCAGGGACUACAACGGCGACCGCGGCUUCGACUUCAUGUCGGCGAUGCGCUACUUUCCGGCGACGGAGGAGGAGAACAACGGCCUCAGCGCGCACGAGGACGGCAACUGCAUCACCUUCGUCAUCCAGGACGGCGUCGGGGGCCUCGAGGUCCUCAAGGACGGCGACUGGGUCCCGGCGGAGCCCGUCGACGGCAGCAUCAUCGUCAACAUCGGCGACGUCAUACAGGUGCUGAGGAACAACAAGUUGAAGAGCCCGACGCACCGGGUGGUGAGGAAGCAGCCGGUGCACAGGCACUCGUUCGCGUUCUUCUUCAACAUCCACGGCGACAAAUGGAUCGAGCCGCUGCCGGAGUUCACGACGAAGAUCGGCGAGUCGCCGCGCUACAGGGGAUUCGUGUUCAACGAGUACGUGCAGAUGCGGAUGAGGGCCAAGAUCCAUCCACCGUCCAGGCCCGAGGACGUCGUCCCCAACCACAUCACCCACUAUGCCAUCUAGCCUGGGGAAUUGGUUUCGAUCGCAGAAAUGUAUAGGAGCUGCACGGUCUGUUCCAGCAAUCCGAAGUUCCACUCUUCCGGAUGUUGUUACGAAAACUGGGGCUGUGAAAUUUGAGAUAAAAACAAUUUGCUUGAGAAAAAUGUUAUAUAUCCGGCUACAGCAUCAUCGCCUCGUAGUGCA
Panicum hallii is the source of this 921-nucleotide messenger RNA. Its product is annotated as protein DMR6-LIKE OXYGENASE 2-like. The record is from RefSeq and is a predicted model, not a curated record. The transcript has 3 exons. Gene Ontology annotation, molecular function: dioxygenase activity. NCBI's taxonomy places the organism in Eukaryota, Viridiplantae, Streptophyta, Magnoliopsida, Poales, Poaceae. The coding region runs from base 25 to 741 and encodes 238 amino acids.